UUGCACAGAUUAGAGAUGUCUGCACAGAGGUUAAUUUCCAACAAAACAUCCCAGCCAUCUUCAUCCAGUUCUGAUUAUACUUGGGAAUAUGAAUAUUACGAAAUUGGACCAGUUUCAUUUGAAGGCCUGAAAGCCCAUAAAUAUUCCAUCGUCAUCGGAUUUUGGGUUGGUCUUGCUGUCUUCGUGAUUUUCAUGUUUUUUGUACUGACCUUGCUGACCAAAACAGGAGCGCCGCACCAAGAAAAUGCAGAACCCUCUGAAAAGCAUUUUCGAAUGAAUAGCUUUGUUACAGACUUUGGAAGGCCUCGGGAGCCGGAUAAGGUAUUUUCUCGCCCAGCAACCGCUGAGUCUAGAUUUCUCUUUCAUUGCUACAUCAAUGAAGUAGACCAGAUGGAAAAGACAAAGACAAGUCACAAAGCGACUGCUGUGGAUGCUGAUGAGCUCUUCCAGGAGGGAUCCAGAAGCAGUGGAAGACCAGAGGAGGAGGAUGUGACCCAGAUGAGCAAAUUCAACAUCCCCAACUUUGUGAACACUGACCAAAACUCCUCCUUUGGGGAGGACGAUCUCCUGAUUUCUGAGCCACCAGUUGUUCUAGAAAACAAGCCAAUAGCCCAUACCUCCCAUGAAGUCCUUGAUUAA
This is a messenger RNA of Trichosurus vulpecula (common brushtail), 639 nucleotides long. It is a transcript of the gene MRAP2, whose product is annotated as melanocortin 2 receptor accessory protein 2. Bases 16 to 639 code for a protein of 207 amino acids. Gene Ontology annotation, biological process: protein localization to plasma membrane; regulation of adenylate cyclase-activating G protein-coupled receptor signaling pathway. NCBI's taxonomy places the organism in Eukaryota, Metazoa, Chordata, Mammalia, Diprotodontia, Phalangeridae. The record is from RefSeq and is a predicted model, not a curated record. Gene Ontology annotation, molecular function: type 4 melanocortin receptor binding; type 1 melanocortin receptor binding; type 5 melanocortin receptor binding. Gene Ontology annotation, cellular component: plasma membrane; endoplasmic reticulum. The transcript has 3 exons.